This is a messenger RNA of Lachnellula hyalina, 1299 nucleotides long. RefSeq names its product Aspyridones efflux protein. The record is from RefSeq and is a predicted model, not a curated record. Gene Ontology annotation, biological process: transmembrane transport. The transcript is spliced from 3 exons. Gene Ontology annotation, molecular function: transmembrane transporter activity. Bases 1 to 1299 code for a protein of 432 amino acids. Lineage: Eukaryota; Fungi; Ascomycota; Leotiomycetes; Helotiales; Lachnaceae. Gene Ontology annotation, cellular component: fungal-type vacuole membrane.
AUGUUUUCCAAUCCUUUUUCCAGAGGCAUCCGUCGGAGUAAUGAUAAUGUGGACGAGAAGGAGAUUGAAGAUGAUACAGCCUGGACGCAAGUCCUAAUGGGGCAUCUCCUAAUCUUCAAUACGUGGGGCUACAUCAAUUCCUUCAGCAUAUUCCAAGAAUACUACACCACACAACUCCAGCAAUCACCUUCUGCGAUCUCCUGGGUAGGCUCUUUGCAAAUAUUCCUCACCCUAUUUCUCGGUACCUUCGCCGGCAUAGCGCUUGAUUCGGGUCUAUAUCGUGUCGUGCUCUUUGUCGGCCCUUUGCUGCAGUUAAUUGGGAUAUUCCUUACGUCUAUCUCAACCAAAUACUGGCAUCUUCUCGUCUUGCAAGGGAUAGUACAAGGGCUUGGAGAUGGUCUGAUAUUUGGACCCACCAUUACAAACAUUAGCACGUAUUUCAGCAAAAAGCGAAGCUUGGCGAUGGCGAUAGUAGCUACCGGGACUGCUACAGGAGGCAUUGUCUUUCCAAUCAUUGCCCAGCAGCUAUUGCCCAGAAUUGGAUUUCCGUGGACUAUCCGAGUCUUAGGAUUCGUCGUUUUGUUCAACGCCAGCAUCGCACAGUUCUUUGCGAGGGAAAGGAAUAUGCGGAAGGUUUCAGGCCCACUGUUCGAUCUGAAAUCAUUCAGGGAUGUCAAAUAUUCCAUGUUCAGUGCAGGCAUAUUCAUGAUAUUCUGUAGUUUAUAUGUUGGAUUCUUCUAUAUUGGUACUUUCGCUCGAGAUGCAGUCCAUCUCUCUGUAUCUACUUCCAGAACCAUCGUGAUUAUCAUUAACGCUGUUGGUGUUCCAGGCCGAAUCAUUCCAGCCAUUUUAGCAGAUGGAUACAUAGGGCCGGUGAAAACCCUACUCCCAUUUGUUUUUAUGGGAUCGAUUGUUCUCUACUCCUGGAUAGCCGUCACGUCUCUAGGUGGCCUUCUACCCUUCAUAGUUCUCUACGGAAUAGCUGGAGCCGCUGUUCAAGGCCUCUUCCCAUCUGCAUUAGCGAGUCUGACAGAUGAUCCGAAGCAGAAGGGUGUUCGAAUGGGCAUGGUUCUUUCCAUAGCUGGCCUGGGAAGUCUAGCGGGACCUCCCAUUGCUGGUGCGCUGAUCACUACGGACGGGGGAGGGUUUCUUUAUGCUCAGAUUUUCAGUGGGACUAUGAUGAUGGGCGGGGCGAUGAUUCUUUCGCUUGAUCAGCUGCUGGCAUGGAAGAUGAAUCGACAAUCAGCACCUACGGAUGUUAGCAACCACCCUAUCCCUUCAAUUAGGGAUGUUUGCUAG